Molecule: messenger RNA, 822 nt
Organism: Closterium sp. Yama58-4
Lineage: Eukaryota; Viridiplantae; Streptophyta; Zygnematophyceae; Desmidiales; Closteriaceae
Source: the annotation of a GenBank genome assembly
AUGGCGCCGAGCCGCCUCCUAUUUCUGGUCGCCCUGCUCGCGUGCGUGACGGCGGCAGCGGCGAAGUACGAUGCAUCGUUCGACCAGCAAAUGACGAUGCCCGACUUUUGCAAGUGGGACGGCGGCUGCUCUCGCCAGUCGGACGGCGCUGUGAAGCUCACCGCCUACUCGAAUAAGAUGGGCAAGUUCAGCUCCAAGGGCUACUUCGGGUACGGCAUUUUCCGCGUCAACAUGAAGCUCCCUUCGGGCUACUCCGGCGGUUUGAUCCCCUGCCUCUACCUCAUCUCGGGCAACAACCCGAAAUACACCGACCCGCACGACGAAAUCGACCUGGAAUUUAUUGGGGGAAAUACCCCCAAGGAUAUUAUUCUGCACACGAAUCUGAUCACGGGCGGGCAGGUGUACCUGCAGCAGUACAAGUUCCCCUUCGAUCCGUCGGCCGCGUUCCACACCUACACCAUCGUCUACUCGCCAGAUUACGUCAUGUGGUCUGUCGAUGACACGCCGAUUCGCAUACACUGGAAGGAGAGCGGCCGCCCCUUCCCGUCGCAGAACGUCAAGUUCGAGGGCUCGAUCUGGGACGCGUCGUCGUGGAGCCAGCUGAAGCCCAACUGGGGCAACGGGCCCAAGGAGGUGAUUUUCCGCCGCUUCGACGUGCGCCGCACGUGCAAGGCGUCGGGGCAGACGGGCACCCCGUGGUGCAACAGCCUCAAGGGCAACAAGGCCCCCUGGACGCUCAAGCCCAGCGCGGCCGCUAUUGCACGCAGCAACGAGUUCCGGAAGAACUACCUGGUGAAGGACUACGGCUGGUCGAAGAUAUAA